UGAAAAUAAAUAUGAAAAAAAAUUGACCACUCCCAAGAUACAGCAAAACACAAAUCAACAUUGCAAGGCAAUCCACAGUUUAAAUAUACUUGAACUGCUAAGCCAUUCUGUGACAGUCUUAACAAACAACUCACAGGACAGUCUACACAACAUAUUAUUCUUUGCUAUAAACUACCUGCAUGACACAUGGUAGCCCAGAAGGAGAACUGGGUGGCUUCUCACCUGUGGUGCAGUUGGAGCUCUCAAUAGACAGAGCUGUAGCUCUGACCACCAAAUUCAAAAUUCCUGAUGUAAACUACCUCUGGCACUUGAUCAGACUAGCACUCCAAACCAAGAGCAAGUGCAAAAAAAAACCCCAAUUCCUUGCUGAGAGCUGAUGCUUACAAAACCAGGGAAAAUAUUAUCAAAAGCAACACAGGAGUUUAUAGGUACAGAGUUAAAAAUAAAAGGAAUGGUAUACAGUUUACAAAAGAUAUCACUACAAGCAAGUAGCAAAGACCUGUGUCUUGAGAUGAAAAAAUAUACAGAAGAAAACACCAAAUUGGUAUUACAACAGACACAAAAGAGAACAAAACUGUUACAAGGGAACAUUCCGAUAGGUGUCAUUAUUCAGAUCUCAUGCGAUCAAUAUAACGAAAGGGAAUAAAGAGCAAAGAAGAGGAAAGAGACCAAAGCAAAACAAAGACUUCUGUAAAAUCCAGAAGACAGUGAUGUUGUGUUUUCCACUGCUUUGUUGUCCCAUAAUGCUGUGAAACUCCUACCUGCAUUAUCAACAACCUCCAAGCAUUUAGUGACCAACACUGCCUAAUCAUAGUUGAGAUACAGAAAGGAGAAAUCUUUAAGUGAAUUGCCUACUGUAACCAGUAGUUGCAUCAAGAACAAAACAGUUCUUUAAGUAACUGAAUCAUUAAAGUGGAGAAGAGUGAAAGUAUCCAUUUCUUAACUUCUAUGAAGUUUAAGCAAGAGGAAUCAACCUCACAGAAACAAAAGGAUCAAGCCCAACUAUACUUUCUUAUUUAAUAAUGACAACAAUGACUAUUAGGUCUACCUUUGCUAAUGUCUUUCAUUCUAGUAUAUUUUACUUAACAUAUUACUUGAAAUAUUAAUUUUAAAAUAUUCCAGCAAACAAGAAUAUGUUACUUUUAUUAAGUAACAUUCCAUAAUGUUAUAAUCAAGAUAGGCCAUAGGUAAAAAGCAUUUAUCUCACGGAUUUUUGGCUUAUUUCUUUUUUUCCGCUAUUAUUAGCAAAUAUUUUUCUUCCUCUUUAAGGAGCAAGAAGAACAACUUUCACGCAGUAAUAAAAAAGCAAAAUUUAAUGAAACUGUUUUCUUAGUGCUGCGAUCCUUAAAGAAGCAGUAUGCAGCAUCUCCACUCAUAUUACCAAUAACGCCACUUCUUGGUAUUGUUGAGAAUACCCUGUAUGAACUCCGAAGAAUGAAGCAGCAGUCCCCAGUCAAAACAACAUUGCAUUAGAGUAUUUUGUGACACAGCUGUCUCAUCGGUAGUUCAUUUCUACUUCCCACAAGAAUAUUAAUGCAAAUCCAAAUCUUUUUAACUGCUACACAAAUGCCUGAACAGGGCCAAAGCAACCCUCUGGUAUACCAAAACCUCCAAGAGACUUGAAAACGUCUUUAAACGACAGAUCUCAUCCUGACAGUUUGGUGGAAGUGCCUGAUAUCAGUUUCUCCUUUUGCUUUGUAAUUUUUCAUUUAUUAAACCUGUUAUUGUUAAAAACUAUGAGUAUCUGUAUCAUAAAAAGAUCAGUUCUCUCCUUUUCCAUUUGCUUCCUUAUUUGCUUAAAAAUUCAAUCACACAAGUCCAGCUUGUAGCAGACGAUGAAGCGAAAACAUCGGCAAUCUAAACACUAAAUGCUGCUCAAAUUAAAAAAAAAAAAAAGGAUAGCUCUGCUCUGUGGCUAUUUUUACACGAAAAGUUAAACACUGUCCAAAAAAGCCCCUUUCUCCCCGAAAACGGGCGUUUCUGUAAAAAGCUUGUUAGUCCUUACGAAACCUUACAAACUUUGGUACGUCUAUCCCCGUAAGAUCUACGUAACGCUCCUUCAUUAAGCGAUCGAGAAGUCUGAACUACCCGAGAGGGGUUUCAAGGAGCGACUGCCGACGUGCGCCGGGAGUCUUUAGCGCCACAAGUGCCCGCGGUGCCCGGGAUGCGCGGGAGCAGCCGGCUGGGCCAACGCGGAACUGCCCGCGGCCAGACCCAAACUUUCCCGGCUGCGGCGCUGCCGCGGCGAGGACUCAGCUGCCGCGCCGCCCCCGGGCAGACGCCGAGAGACUUUUGGGAAGGAGGACGGCCCCGGGCACGCAGCCCCACAGACCCGCGCUCAAAGUUCGGCCCAGGGCAAGGGAGGCCGCCCGGCUCCCCGGCGGGCGUGAGAUGGCGUUGCCAGACUCGGUCACUACUUGCCUUUCUCAACCUGUGCAUUAUGUGAUUUGCAAACUUGGAUUUGAGAAGAAAGACACCUAUGACAUUAAUAAUGUUUUAUCUGGAAACGGGGAAGUAUGUUGGCAAGCUGUUACAGAGCAUGUAUGUUACCUUGAAUCAGAUCAAAGCGUGGAUUAUAUCAAAAGCAUACGAUUGUUAGGACCUGUCUGUGAAUCUGUUAAUUUGUACUUCAAAUCCCUGACCAAGGAGCAAUUUGUAAUUCAAUAUGCAUCAUGGUUCCAGUGGACAAACUGCACAGAGGUAUUUCUUGAAGUAUUUGAUGUUUUACAAUAUACACAAGCCACAGAAGUUGCUCUUGGCCUAAUGAAACUAACAUCAUGCUUGGAGCGAGCCUUAGGUGACGUGUAUUUACUUAAAGGUAAUGAUUGUCCUUUCCUUCUAAGAGACUUGCUUGCAUCUGAGCAACUUGCAGAUGUCUUUGGACAAGCUGUAAUGAAUGUACUGAGGGUAUUCAUUGGAUCUCCACAUGGUCUGAACCUCCGUAAUGUUUUGUGGCAUGGGUUUGCGUCACCACAAGAAAUUCCUGCCAAAUACUGUGCUAUGCUGCUUUUUUUAACUGCAGGAUUGGGUCAGUUGUUACAGACUUAUCUUCUGCAAACUGAAGGUGUUUUAGUACAUCGACCUUAUGUUAUCUUCAUUAGCUUAGAGGAACUUGAUGCAUUUCCAGAUCUUAAUGAUGAAAUACUUUCCAUAGCUGAAGAACUUGUAAAACUGUCCAGUUUUGUAUUAAAAAUUAUGUUACCAUUUUGGAUCGCUGCUUUAACAGCUUUCAGGCAAAACAGGUAUGCUGACAGUGUGAUUCUCUUACUUCCUCAGCUGGAAGUUGGACUUAGAUUGCUCUUCACUACAACUAAUAAAUGUCCAAAUCGGUUGCUAACAGCAGAGUCUUCGGCUUUCUACACCACUUUUGAUGAGAUACUAGCAAAGCAUUUGGAUAAUGAAGAAGUCAACCAGCUACCUGUAGUUCUUGAGGAUCCUGCCAUGGACUUCCUUUGGGAUUUCUUGAACCACCAGGAGGGCCCACGUAUAAGAGAUCGUUUAAGCCAUGGAGAGAUCAAUCUGGAAACUUUUCCCAGAGAAGUAGCUAAUCAGAUAAUUGGAUUUGCUAUUACUAUUCUCUGCAGAUUCUCAGACGAGGAUAUGAAGUCUUUUAAGGAACACAUGGUCCUAAAACCACUGAUGAACUGUGCAAGUUGCUACCGAUCUCGAUUUCAUCCAAUUUCCCGACUCAAGAAACAGGUGCUGGAAUGUAUGAAGAGCAUCCACUUAUGGCUUGAAUUGCCAACAGUGCCUGAGGAACAAGUAGAAAAAAAUAAAGGGUUGGAAGGAAAUGCUGAAGUUAAUACUUUCAUUUUGACGAUAUCUGAAAUUAUAUCUCAGUUGCAGCAUUAUAUGCCCCAGAAUUUCUGCAGUUCAGAUGAUCCUAUCAAUAGUGUUCUCACAGAGAGGCUGCUGGUGGAACUUUGUGAUACACGCAUUUGCACACUGUAUUCCCCACGACCUGUCCUGGAGGUAGUGGCGGUACUCCGCAAAAUAAGCGCGCAGUGCCAUCAAGUGUCCCAACAGGUUAUUGCCGGCGCUGGACUGAGAUACACGCAGUGGGUCAACAAGACUCUGCGUUCUCGCCAGAGGCACAACUAUCGGCGGAUGCUCAACAGCAUUAAAUUUUUGUCUCCAGUGUUGCGGCUCAUCUUACUGUUGAUUACUCUGGAACUAGUCAGUGUUCAUUCAGUUUGUAAGAAGAAUCCUUUUGAUUAUCAGCAGUAUCUAAAGUUUUUGAAGUCAGUCUUGCAGUAUACUGAGAACUUGGUGACAUACACAAGCCCUGAGAAAAACAAGUGGGAUGAAACCAUGGAACUUACAAAGAAGACUUUGAUAGAAAUAAAGAAAAUCAGUGACAGAAAGCUAAUGUUAAUGAAUCUAGCUAUGUGAACUAAAUGGGCUUAUGAUGGGACAUUGUUAUAUCUAAACAGUUACAGACUUCAUAUUUGAUAAAUCCAAUUCAAAGACAAACUUUAUAAAUCAUUAUCAAAUUUUGGAUGCAAAAUUUACAUACUCCUUUUAUCAGAAGGUAGCUGCUGAUACUGGAGAUGAAAGAUCAAGCUUCCAAAUAACGGGUUGUUUUCCAUAUCCAGUGAAAAAGAUUUACUGUGAACUAAAUCAGGAUGAUAAAAGUUCUACUGUAAAUAUAUCUUGUGUUGUGUACAUUGAUUUUUUAAUAUUUUUUAAAUUUCCUACUGCACUGAAAAAUACCUAAGGGAAAAAAAGUGUGAGUAAAAACUCUGGAAAUUUUUAAAUCCGAAAAGCAAUUUAUUAAUGCAUCAGCUGUUGUGUCAGAGACUGUGAUCAAGAAGUUAUGAACUUUCGGCAUAAAAUAGUGCCCAUUGGCAGCUGUGGUUGUUGUUAGUUGCAAACGGUCUGAUCUUGCUCUGAACUCUGAGGCAGAGCUGGUAACACGGAUUUUCUUUAAAUCACAGAUGAGGAUUUAAAGAAGACAGGAUAGAUACUUCUGCAGAAGGAUGUUUCAGCACAGUAUGUGUUUCUUUUGUUUAAUUUCAUCUGCUCAUUCCAAUGCAUAUUUAGUUAAAUUCAUACAGAAUGAAUAUUGACGUGCACAUACAUGUGCUCACAGGCACGUAUUCACUGUGAUUUAGAAAGUUAUUCUCUUAUUGCACACAAUAUUAAUUUGAAUAUUUUAGUUUAUUUUAUAAUACCUUUUAAUAUUUCAGUUUAGUUUUUUGAAAUAAUUUUUCCCCUUUUUCAUCAACUAAGAGUAGAGCUUCAAAGGAAUGCAUAGGUUGAAGAACAGAUUUACAGUUACCACCAGUGUCUCUGCCUUUGCUUUCUCCUAUGGGAUGUAAAACCAGAGGGUAAUGUCUGGAGAAUGUUUGGCUCUACAAAGGAUUAAAGAUUCAAGUUACAUUUUAAUAAACUUCUUUGCAACGUUUCCUGACUGGAAAUCACAGCUAGAGAAUUACUAGUUUGGUUUAUUCAGUGUGAGGGAUGGCUAUAAACUAAGAUCAUGUUGCUUGCUUUGUGCUGCUCUUGAAAUAUAUUGUGUGUGUUUUAGCUUUGUCACUUCCCAAAGAAUCUUUUGUUGUCAUGGAGCUUAAUUAUAUGAAGAAGUUUGAACUAGAUAAAAUAGAUUAAAUCUAGAAAUAGAAAAUAAUUAGUCUAAUGUAGCGUAUAAGCCACUAUCUAAAAGUUCAGCUUUUUAAAACCUGAGUCUGCAGAUCCUAAUUAUAAUUUUGGAGGCUUAUUUUACACCCAUUGACUUUGCUCAGAUAUAUUAACUUCUGCUAAGUGUGUCUUGGUAGUGGCAUUUAUGAUGAUGCUUGCUUUGAUGGUGAUAAGUAUUCUAAGACAAAAAUCAUGUAAGUUUUAGAUAUUCAUUGUAAGAAAAAGAUAAAGAAAUUACCACACAGUCAUGUUUUGAAAGUACAUAAAUGGCUGGCACACUUUCUCCUUUUGGAAGUGUGUUCAUGUACUAAAAAGCACCUUACAGAAGUGUAUUUUCAACAACAUAAGUUCUCCUUUGGUUGGUAUAUUUAAACUUUGGUAAAAUUAUCUUGCAUUCUGUUCACUUCAUUUGCUUUUACCUAAGAUGGAGCACAUUGGCAGUUUCUUCUUUCCUAAUUAGUGCCACAGAUGUGAUUUUCUGCUCUAAGUUUGCGGUAAGAAGCAUGAAGGAUUUCUGGCAAUUCUGUCAAAGAUGCUUUUUCAGUUUGUUUUCGUACCUCUGAAACUCUCUGAUGGGAACACUGCUACCAUCUAUUGUUAAACAAAUCUGGAACAGGCUGGGACAAUCCAGUUAUUUAUUCUGACUUAAUGCUGUCAUUUACAAGAAGGGCUUAUACAUGCAGGGUUUAUGGCUUAUGACAGCCUUGCAUGUCAUUUGCAUGCAGGGCUUACAGAUUUUUCCUGCUGUUAAAAGACUUGUGGAAUAGAGCUGUAGAAUAAGUGUAUAUCCUACAAUGCACAUUGAAGAACAAAAGGCAGGAGAUGUGGUAGAGGUCAUUCAAUCUGUCCUUUAUCAGUUACUUACUUUUCCACUUCAGUUACUCAUCUUUUCCAUCUCUUUAAAAUCACUUUUAAGAUAUAAGAGUCUAAAUUCUGAACAUUCAGCAUUCCUGAGAGCAAAAGAAGCUUGGAAUAACUGUGUAUCUAGAUAUAUCUGGAACUGUACCAAAAAAUGUUUUCUUCCAAGUGUGCUAUUUCACCCAAAUAUUACUUGAAUCUGAUUUAAUUGUUGGCCUUGCUCUACAGGAUCUGUGUUUUCCUUGAGGUAUUCACUCAGAAAAUCUAUAUAGACACAGAUUUGGAAGUGCAACAUCCCAUGAGGAAAAGUGUUGAAUUAUUUUAUUUACCUGGAUAAUGCUAAUGAGGGAGUGAUGAUUCUUAAGUCAGUUAGUCCAAGUUCAGUUAGAAUCACAGAAUAUGCCAAGUUGGAAGGGACCCAAGAGGAUAAUUGAGUCUGAAUCCUGGCCCUGCACAGCACCAUCCCCAAGAGUGACACCACAUGCCCGAGAGCAUUGUCCAAACACUUCUUGAACUCUGUCAGGCUGGUGCUGUGACCACUGACCUGGGGAGCCUGUUCUAGUGCCCAAAAGCCUCCUGGGUGGAGGACAUUUUUCUAUUAUCCAGCCUAAACCUCACCUGACAUAACUUCAAGCCAUUUCAACAUUUGUGAUUUUUGGUGCCUUCUAAGGAGCAUCAGGAUGAACUACAAGUUCGCUGAGGUGGGCAUUGCACAAGUACUAUGAAAUAUCUUUUAAUGGUUAGGCAUCUGUGUGUGAAAACAAAGCUUGUUCUGUAUGUUCUUUGAGUCAUUCUCCAGUUUGUGCUUUCCUCAAUGGCAAUAUGAUGGGUUAGAAACAGAGCCAUGUGUUCUUAUUCAAACGUAACACCAGCAAUUAAAAGUAAUUAAAACCUU
This is a messenger RNA of Catharus ustulatus (Swainson's thrush), 7393 nucleotides long. It is a transcript of the gene ERMARD, whose product is annotated as ER membrane associated RNA degradation. The record is from RefSeq and is a predicted model, not a curated record. Bases 2392 to 4392 code for a protein of 666 amino acids. The transcript has 18 exons. Lineage: Eukaryota; Metazoa; Chordata; Aves; Passeriformes; Turdidae.